This is a messenger RNA of Penicillium alfredii, 1386 nucleotides long. Its product is annotated as glycoside hydrolase family 76 protein. The transcript is spliced from 3 exons. The record is from RefSeq and is a predicted model, not a curated record. Gene Ontology annotation, biological process: fungal-type cell wall biogenesis; carbohydrate catabolic process. Gene Ontology annotation, molecular function: mannan endo-1,6-alpha-mannosidase activity. The coding region runs from base 1 to 1386 and encodes 461 amino acids. Lineage: Eukaryota; Fungi; Ascomycota; Eurotiomycetes; Eurotiales; Aspergillaceae.
AUGUUGGGAGGCAAUAUCGGAGCCGCCGCCGUGGCCGUCGCUCUGCUGACGGGCACAGCAUGUGCCAUUGAACUUGAUAUCCACAAAGAGCAGUCGAUCAAAGAUGCGGCCGCCACAGCCGUAUUCAACACCAUGUCCAACUACACAGCCAACCAGACGAGCUCGAAUCCAAAGCAAUCCCCCCGGACUUGGUGGGAGAACGGGAUCUUCUUCUCGACCCUGAUGCAGUACUGGUACUUCACAGGCGACGCAUCCAACAACGCGGCCGUCAGCCAGGGCAUGUACGACCAGCGCGGCAAAGCCAACGACUACAUGCCGCAGAAAAGUCCGGGAUUCGUCAACGACGACCAAAUGACCUGGGGCCUGGCCGCCAUGACCGCCGCCGAGCUCAACUACCCGCGCGAGUCAUCGUCGAUGCCCUCGUGGAUAUCCCUGGCCGAGAACGUGUUCAAUUCCCAGGUCGCGCGCUGGGAUAACACGUCCUGUGAUGGCGGCAUGCGCUGGGCUAUCGAGCCGACCCAGAGCGGGUACACGAUGAAGAAUGCCCGCGAAAACGGGGGGCUGUUCCAGCUCUCUGCGCGCUUGGCUCGCUACACGGAUAACCAGACGUACGCCCACUGGGCGGAGAAGAUCUGGGAUUGGAGCGCGGGCACGGCGCUGCUGGAUACUAAGAGCUGGCGCGUUGCGGACAGUGUUCUCGUGGAAGGCAGCUGCAAGAGAUCGAGCCAUGAACAGUGGACCUACAACUACGGACCGUACAUCAGCGGCGCGGCGUACAUGUACAACAUGACAAAAGGCAACGAACACAAGUGGCGGCUGGGCCUCGACGGCCUCCUGAAAACCACCUUCGACUCCUUCUUCCCCGAGAAGCAUGGCGGCAAGAUCAUGUCCGAGGUGACGUGCGAGCCCAAGAUGCUCUGUGGCCCCAAUCAAGACAUCUUCAAGGGCAUUCUCGCCUCCGACCUCGUCUUCACCAGCAUCGUCGCCUCCCACACCGCAUCCGACAUUCUCCCGCGACUGCAGGGCUCAGCCGUGGGCGCCGCGAAGCAGUGCUCCGGCGGCAGCAACCACACUCUCUGUGGCCGGCGCUGGUAUGACACCGAGUGGGACGGCAGCGCCGAUAUCGAGGAGCAGAUUAGCGCCGCCAGUCUCUUCUCGGCGAAUCUGGUGGUCUUCAAGAAGGAUAAAAAUCCCGCUACUCUCUCUACGGCUUCGAAUACUACGCAGUCGACUGCGAAGGGUGCCUCCGAGUCGUCGGGCACUACUACGUCUGGUGGUGAUUCUAGCAGCAAGCCUAACUCUGGUAGCUCGAUUGCUGGUGGUGCGCUUGGGGUUUCUGCUGGCAUUGUGGCAGGUGUUGUUGCUGCUGUUCAGGCUAUGGCUUAG